AUGCGACUUGAUUUACCUCUCAAGAAAGGACUGACACCAAAGCGGGAUCCAGCAGAGCGUCAGAAGAAGAAAGAGAACCAACCAUCACGUCCCAUCAAAAAACCGUCAGAGCGUCUACUAGCGGCUGUUGCAGCGGCUACUGCUUCAAGUAGAGCGGCUUCUUCGUCAGUCGACUUUACGUCGAAGCAGUCGAAAAAGUACUCGGAACGGAACCGACGCAAAGGUCUUUUUAGCGAUGCGAAUUGA
Molecule: messenger RNA, 246 nt
Organism: Haemonchus placei
Lineage: Eukaryota; Metazoa; Nematoda; Chromadorea; Rhabditida; Trichostrongylidae
Source: the annotation of a GenBank genome assembly